AGCUCUCUGAUUGGCUGACGCCUCAGAAUUCCCUAUAACUGUUUUCCCGACGUCACAUAUAAACGUCCCGCAGCGCGAGCCUGUUCAUGUUGGAGCUGCUGUGUCGUCUGCUUCACAUUAAAGAGCUUAAAGAAGGGAGAACACAGGACCAGAGGACAUGAUGAAGUUUGUGUUCCUGCUGCUCGGCCUCAGUGUCGGGCUCAUCCAGGCUUUCCCCUCCCAGGACCCGGACUCAGACAGCGGGAAGAACUGGGUCCUCAUCGUGGCUGGAUCCAACGGCUGGUACAACUACAGGCACCAGGCUGACGCGUGCCAUGCCUACCAGAUCGUCCACAAGAACGGCAUCCCAGACGAGCAGAUCGUGGUCAUGAUGUACGAUGACUUGGCGAAUAACGAGCAGAACCCGACACCCGGCGAGCUCAUCAACAGACCCAACGGCUCGGACGUGUACAAGGGAGUUCCUAGAGACUACACCGGGGACGACGUGACCCCAGAGAACUUCCUGGCCGUGCUGAAGGGCGACUCUGCGAGCGUGAAAGGCGGCUCUGGAAAAGUGUUGAAGAGUGGCCCCAAAGACCACGUGUUCGUGUACUUCACAGACCACGGGGCCCCUGGUAUCCUGGCCUUCCCAAAUGAUGAUCUCAAUGUCAAAGACCUCCAGGAUGCCAUCACAUACAUGCACGAAAACAAGAGAUACAAAAGGAUGGUGUUCUACAUCGAGGCGUGCGAGUCCGGGUCGAUGAUGAACAAACUGCCCGCUGACAUCGACGUGUACGCCACCACAGCAGCCAACGGCCACGAGUCGUCCUACGCCUGUUACUACGACGAGAAGAGGGACACGUACCUGGGAGACUGGUACAGCGUCAACUGGAUGGAGGACUCUGAUGCUGAGGACCUGACCAAAGAAACUCUGUUGAGGCAGUACAAGAUCGUGAAGAGCCACACCAACACCAGCCAUGUCCAGCAGUACGGAAACAAGACGAUGGCCCACAUGAAGCUGAUAGCGUUCCAGGGUAACGCCAAGGCAGUCAACCGCCCCGUUCCCCCCGUAACCCUGCAGCCAAUCACAAGUCCUGACCUGACCCCGAGCCCUGACGUCCCUCUGGCCAUCCUGAAGAGGAAGAUGAUGUCCACGAAUGACCUCAAAGCUGCACGGGGGCUUCUGAAGGAGAUCAGCGCCCACCUCAAGGUCAGGGAGAUGAUGGCGGACACCAUGCGUAAAGUUGUCGGGAUGGUGACCUCCAGCAAGCAUAAGACCGAGGAGGUUCUGAACGAGCACGCGGAUCUCACCCAGCACGAGUGCUACAGGGCCGCGAUGACCCACUUCAAAUACAACUGCUUCAACUGGCACAAAACGGAGUAUGAAUACGCUCUGAGACAUCUGUACGCUCUGGUCAACCUGUGUGAGAGAGGAUACUCCACAGACAGCAUCCAGGUUGCCAUGGACGCCGCGUGUCGCUUCGAGUAAAAGACCAACCUGUGAAAGUCUCACACCAAACUUCCUCCCUGUGUGAAACCCCGGGGAAGACGAGAAGCCUCUCUUUGCACUGCUUAGGAAUCAAUCUGACGUGGAGUUGACGUUAUUGUUUUAUCAACACACUAACACUUGUUGUUUUUUUUUAAUUUGUAUUUUUAAAGUGACGUUUUCUGAUUUUACUGAGAAUUUUAAACUUGUUUUAAGACGAGUCGCACUUUUGCUGUGAAGAAUUUUUGGAUAUUUUUUCUGCUUCUGAUUGUUUUUAGGAGAUAAAUGAUCGCAUGUAAUUCUUGUACAUUUGUUUUUGCUCUCAGCUUUAUUUGUGGUACGGCUGCAUGAAGGAAUGUUCCAUGCAUAUGUAAAGGACGUACCACUGAACAGUGAAUGUUUCAAAAAAACUCAAGACAAUUUGUAACAGGGAUCUUGAAAUAAAUCAACCAAAACUCCUUAAAAA
This is a messenger RNA of Notolabrus celidotus (New Zealand spotty), 1931 nucleotides long. RefSeq names its product legumain (gene lgmn). Bases 158 to 1468 code for a protein of 436 amino acids. NCBI's taxonomy places the organism in Eukaryota, Metazoa, Chordata, Actinopteri, Labriformes, Labridae. Gene Ontology annotation, biological process: vacuolar protein processing. The record is from RefSeq and is a predicted model, not a curated record. Gene Ontology annotation, molecular function: cysteine-type endopeptidase activity. The transcript is spliced from 14 exons.